AGCGGCAGGCCUCCCUCCUCCUCCUCUUCCUCGCUGAGCUCAAACACACACUUAUGCGGACAGAGCGCAGACUACCGUCACAGAAAAGCCACGUUUGGGAUUGUCUAACGUUAACACGGCCAACAACUGGAUGCCCCCCGACCGCAGAACUCAUCCUAAUGGGCCUUCAUCGCUAAUUUGCAGCAACAUCUGGUCGGGUAUCUUUUUUGGCUCUGAUGGUACUAGCUGAACAGUGACCGCUACCUGCCCGAGGACACCUCCUGCCCAAUUCCCUUCAUCAUGUCUGGGAUCCAUGCGCCAUGGUCGACUGGCACAGAGUGUGUAGCCAAGUAUAACUUCCAGACUGCCAAUGAACAGGAUCUGCCCUUCUGUAAAGGAGAUGUACUGACCAUCGUUGGCGUCACCAGGGAUCCAAACUGGUACAGAGCAAGGAACACAGUGGGCAGAGAGGGCACCAUCCCUGCAAACUAUGUCCAGAAAAGGGAAGGAGUCAAGUCAGGAGGGAAACUCAGUCUCAUGCCCUGGUUUCACGGGAAGAUAACUCGGGAGCAGGCCGAGCGACUCCUCUACCCUCCGGAGACGGGUUUGUUCCUGGUUAGGGAGAGCACCAACUAUCCUGGCGAUUACACCCUGUGCGUGAGCUGCGAUGGCAAGGUGGAGCACUACCGCAUCAUCUACCACGACGGCAAACUCACCAUCGACGAGGAGGAGUACUUUGAGAACCUCAUGCAGCUGGUGGAGCACUACACCAAAGAUGCCGACGGCCUUUGUACCAGGCUGAUUAAACCCAAGUUGAUGGAGGGAACCGUGGCAGCGCAGGACGAGUUCUCCAGGAGUGGCUGGGCCUUGAACAGAAAGGAGCUGAAACUCCUCCAGACGAUUGGCAAAGGAGAGUUUGGAGAUGUGAUGGUAGGAGACUACAGAGGGACCAAGGUGGCGGUCAAGUGCAUCAAAAACGAUGCCACAGCGCAGGCUUUCAUCGCUGAGGCUUCCGUCAUGACGCAACUGAGGCACAACAACCUGGUGCAGUUGUUAGGGGUAAUUGUCGAGGAGAGGGGAAGUCUCUACAUCGUCACAGAAUACAUGGCAAAGGGCAGCCUAGUGGACUACCUCCGCUCCAGAGGACGGACUGUUCUCGGGGGAGACUGCUUACUCAAGUUCUCACUUGACGUAUGUGAAGCGAUGGAGUACCUGGAAGCCAACAACUUCGUCCACAGAGACCUGGCAGCUCGUAACGUGCUGGUGUCCGACGACAACAUCGCCAAAGUCAGCGACUUCGGCCUCACGAAGGAGGCCUCCUCCAUACAGGACACUGCCAAGCUGCCUGUCAAAUGGACCUCCCCCGAAGCACUAAGAGAGAAGAGGUUUUCCACUAAGUCUGAUGUGUGGAGUUAUGGAAUCCUACUGUGGGAGAUUUACUCCUUUGGCCGUGUGCCUUACCCCAGAAUUCCGUUAAAAGAGGUGGUGCCCCGGGUAGAGAAGGGGUACAAGAUGGACGCCCCAGACGGCUGCCCGCCCGUGGUGUACGACCUGAUGAAGCAGUGCUGGACCCUGGACCCCGUGGUGCGGCCCUCCUUCCGCAUGCUGAGGGAGAAGCUGCAGCAUAUCAGAGCCAAGGAGCUCUACCUGUGAAGAGGAGGCGCAGAUGGAGGGCGUGUUUGGGUAGAGGAGGGGCAAGACGCAGCCCAGCACAGCUGUAAAAUGGGAGGAGGAGGAGGGGGAGGAGGAGGAGAAGAGGGACCACCGGACCUUACUCCUGCCUGCCCAGCCUCUUGACCCGUGGGACUGCCAUACUGUGCCCCUCCCCCAGCCUCAGGCGUCCACCAGCCGUCUUCUGCUUCCACACUAGGACUGUUUUCCUGUUUGUGUUGUAUAGCUUUUGCCAGACAAUUUCCUUCCUCUCUCGAUGGGCCACUGCCCUUUCCUCCUUCUGAACCUGCAGCUGCUCAUCCCCCUCCCCAACGCCCCACCCCUCUCUCUCGUCACUUGGUCCAACCUGUCACUUGUCUACCUGAUAGAUCCCCUUUUCCCUUUUCUUUUUUGUAAUUCCUCCCCACCUCCUCCUCCUUCUCCUCCCCGUCCUCCUCCUCUCCUGAACAUGGCAUUAACUGGAGGGGAGGCUGGCCUUUUCCUCCACGUUUGUCAGGUGCUCUUUCUUCUCCACCCCCAGCCCUUUAUCAUUCCUGGAUCUUCGUGUCACUCUGUGGCUCUGCAUGCCUUUCAGCCCAGCUCCGUGUCAUUCCAUCCUUCCUUCCUUCCUUCCCUCCUCGCUUUCCCUCGGUCGUGGUGUCAGGUGUGGGGCCUUCGCUCUGUGCCAAAGUGCCUCCAGUCUACAGAGCUCCAGACUCCCCUCCAACACUUGUUUUAAUUGGACUGUUGUGGUUCCAUUUUUUUAUUACGUUUUUUAAAAAACAAUCUUUUUUUAUUGCUUUCGUUUUUUGUUUUUUUUUUUGUUUUUUUUCAGGGAGGUUAUUAAACUUUUUUUUUUUUUUUUUAGUGCCGUCUCCCCCACUUCCACCAUCGCCACAUCAGACUUUUUUUUGUUUUGUUUUUUUUUUUGUUUUUUUUUCCAAGUGUCCGGGAAGAGCACGUGAACAGUAACCGAGGGGAUAAUAUGGGGGCCAGUAUCAUGUUCGUCCUCCGGCCAUGACAGGCUGGAGGAGCAGCGGCGGGCGGGUGAGGUGGGGAGGGGAGGGGGGGGGUCGCAGGACACUAACAGGAGAAGAAGGGGGAGAGGCAGUUCACAAACAUGGUUGAUUCGUCAUACGUGGGCUUGUUUUUAUAUCAAAAUGUAUUUAAAGGAUUAAAAAAAAAUAAAAUAAAUAAAUACAAAAAAAAAAA
Molecule: messenger RNA, 2841 nt
Organism: Mugil cephalus (flathead mullet)
Lineage: Eukaryota; Metazoa; Chordata; Actinopteri; Mugiliformes; Mugilidae
Product: tyrosine-protein kinase CSK
Exons: 13
Coding region: 280-1632 (450 amino acids)
Biological process (GO): protein phosphorylation; regulation of Fc receptor mediated stimulatory signaling pathway; adherens junction organization
Molecular function (GO): ATP binding; protein binding; protein tyrosine kinase activity
Source: RefSeq, a predicted model, not a curated record